ACUAAAUACCAAAGUAGGCAAAAGGAAAUGUUUCAAAAGAUCUCCCCAACGACAUGGACACCUACCAAAUUUCGUUAGCUUUCAUCUGACUCUGAAUUUUACACAAUUUUUAAGUGAAAUAUUUAAUGAUGAGUAUCGACAUCGUGAUGCAGCUGCUCUACGGAACGGCGCUUCUGACUACAAUCAUAGUGGCUCCUUUGGCCACGCUGGACUUGGACGUGGACGAAAAAGACCAACGCACUGCAAAGGCCCGCUAUUUGGAAGUUAUGUUCUACGCGGCCGUUUCACUCGUCCUGACCGCGAUGGCGUUAAUGCACAGCCUGGUGACCUCGCCGCGUUGGCGGAAGCAGAAUUCAGUGAAGAUUUUGCUGGCUAUGCUUCCCUGGAUGCUGGUGUGCUGCAUUCAUUUCCUGAUGAACGUGAUGCUGCAGCUCAAGGCGAUCUUCAACGUGGCGACCGAGACGCGCCAAAAGACCUUGAUCUACGCCCUUGGCUUCUAUUGCGCCAUCUUUGGUUUGGCCCUGGAACAGAUGCUGCACUGGAACGUCGUUUUCCAUUUGAUGACCGACGGGGUAAUAACAAGCAUCUCCAAUAGCCAACUGCCAUUAGUGAUAUUCUAAGUUGGCGGACCGAUUUCACUAGUUUAGUUAUAGCUUAAUUUGUAGUAACAUAACAUGGAAGCAUCUUUUUCAGCAUUAAUUUACAAUAGGCACCCACACAC
Messenger RNA from Drosophila sechellia, 721 nucleotides. RefSeq lists its product as uncharacterized. The record is from RefSeq and is a predicted model, not a curated record. NCBI's taxonomy places the organism in Eukaryota, Metazoa, Arthropoda, Insecta, Diptera, Drosophilidae. The coding region runs from base 126 to 620 and encodes 164 amino acids. The transcript has a single exon.